CUACCAGUACUAUAUAAGCAUAAUAAGGUUUCGUUUUAGCUGCAGUUCUACUUAAAAUAAUUUUUAGAACACUUAUGAUGAAACUGAAAGAAAGAGAAGAUGUUGAACAAAUGGUGGCUAAGAAAGAAAUUGAAAAGAUGGAUGAACCAGUUAGUUACUUGUUUAUAGUACUGUUUUACUUUUUAGGAACUGCCUGUUUUGUACCACAACAUUUUUACGUUACAGCAAAUGAGUACUGGAUGUACAAAUUUAGGGACACUAAUCAGAUAUUUAAUCAAACAGAGUCUUCGAAAACAAGCUUGCAAAAAAAUUUCACCGCCUAUACGGGAAUCGUUGGUAAUGCAGGCAUGGUUCUGUUCUUGUUCGUAACGCUGUUUAUUCAUAAGAAAAUUUCGGUUUAUAAAAGAAUCCUGGGAAGUAUGACCUCGUUGCUGUUGCUCUUUGCUAUCACACUGAUCUUUAUAUUUGUGGAUACAGACUCGUGGCAAACAGGGUUUUUCGUCAUUGCCGUAGGAGUGUCAGCUCUUCUCAGUUCUAGUGGUUCCGUUCUCCUGGUCUCACUCUUCCAACUGGCGUAUCGGUUUCCUCCAAGGUGCCUGGCUGCUCAACUGGCGGGCCAGUCACUAUGCGGGAUAGUGGGUGCACUGGUGCAAGUUCUUGCCUUGCUGGCUGCACCCACAGUCGAAGGAACCGCCAGUUUGUAUUAUGCGAUUGCAACUGCAACGAUUGCAGGCCCAAUGAUUGCAUUCAUAAUAGCUUCUAAAAAGUCCGACCUCUUGCGGAGCAAGCUGAUAAAGAAGCCAGAAGAAGAAAAAAAAACACCCAGGACCGGUAUAAAAUUUAAUUUUGGUUUGAUGAAAACGUUAUUAAGAAAGAUGGGACUGCUUAUCGCCUCGCUUGUUUUCUGCGUAUGUGCUACGGGAAUUUUGAAUCCUGGACUCACCGUUUUAAUUGAAUCUUCUGGAAAGGGGACUAACACUUGGAGCGAUACCUACUUCAUACCCGUGUGUGUAUUCCUGAUAUUCAAUUUAUUUGAAUUUCUAGGUAGAGAACUUUCCAAUCACAUCCCAUUGUUGAAAAACAUUUAUGUCAUCUUUGGAACAGCUUUUCUACGACUGGCCUUAUUGCCACUAAUACUGUUAUGUAAUCUCCAACCUAAAAGUAAUUUACCUGUUGUGUUCCACGAAGAUGCUUACUUUAUAGUUUUCAUGAUUCUUCUGGCAACUACUAGUGGUUACAUACUGAAUAUAUCCAUAGUCGUACUGCCAAUAAAUGCCGAAGAAAGGAGUUUGGGCAUGGUCGUAAUCGUCUUGGUUAUGAUUAUAUUUGUAACAUUAACUUCCUUUCUAGGAGGAGUGGUUGUUAACUUAAUUUAAAAAAAUGUAUUUGUAUAUUACUGUGUAUUAAAUAUUUUAGACUAUUAAUUAUUUUAGGUAAAAUG
Messenger RNA from Anoplophora glabripennis (Asian longhorned beetle), 1441 nucleotides. Its product is annotated as equilibrative nucleoside transporter 3-like. Gene Ontology annotation, cellular component: plasma membrane. The transcript is spliced from 8 exons. Lineage: Eukaryota; Metazoa; Arthropoda; Insecta; Coleoptera; Cerambycidae. The coding region runs from base 75 to 1376 and encodes 433 amino acids. Gene Ontology annotation, molecular function: nucleoside transmembrane transporter activity. The record is from RefSeq and is a predicted model, not a curated record. Gene Ontology annotation, biological process: nucleoside transmembrane transport.